Molecule: messenger RNA, 1205 nt
Organism: Anas platyrhynchos (mallard)
Lineage: Eukaryota; Metazoa; Chordata; Aves; Anseriformes; Anatidae
Source: RefSeq, a predicted model, not a curated record
UUCAGGCCCAAACCCCUCCCGUCAGGCCCAAACCCCUCUCUUUAGGCCCCAAAACCCUCCCUUCAGGCCCCAAACCUCUCUUUAGGCCCCAAACCCCUCUCUUUAGGCCCAAACCCCUCUCCUUAGCCCCCAAACCCCUCAAAUUUAGGCCCCAAGCCCGUCUCUUCAGGGCCUAAGCCCUGGUCUGUCGGCUCCAAGGGUGGAUUGUUCAGAGGACGAGCGCAGGGAUGAGCCUGAACGCGACCUCUGCCAAGGAGAGGAAACCCUCCUGCAUGAAGCCGACCCGGGUAGAGCUGUGGGACGGCAUGCAGCGCAGGUGCCUGAUGCCCAACAUCACCGCCAAAGGGACGGGCACAGCUGGGCACAGCCUUUUGUCCCCACAUCUCGGUGGCUUCCCCAAAACUGAGCCCUGGGGUGGGAAGUGGCCACGGUGCCUGAGCAGGAGGAUGGGGGUCCGAGACCCUCUGCACCCCCCUGGGACCGAUGUCGGCAGCAGCAGCACCCCACUUCUGACCAUGUCCGUCCUUUCCAGCCUCAGGGGGAUUGCUCGACAUGCCUUUCACCGUGCGCGUGAGCAUCCCGAAACACGAGCUCCCAAGGCUGAAGGAAACCAAAGCACAGGAGAACAAGAAGGAAUCCGGGAUCAGCCAGCUGCCAGCAAUCCCGGGGCUGCCUCUUGCCAAAAACCAGCCUUUGGCCAGCCAAGACCAGGACAAACUCACAGCCUGAAGCGGAACACCAGGGAUGGACAAAAUGGGGCCAUCGACAUCUCAGGGGGUCCCAGGAGAAGAAUGAAGAGUGGACAUUCUGCCCACCCUGGACAGCACAUCCGAGACGCUGGAACCCAAACCGGCCAGAGCAAGGCGCCUGGAACAGGAGAGACCCCCCACAGAAUCCGAGAUUUUGGAAAUUUGGAAGCGUUACCUCAAGAAGCAAAACCCAAAAAGGAUUGGGGUGCGUGUCCGAGUUCGCUUGCUUUUUGCACAUUAGCAAUAAAAGGCACCAAACCAAACCCAAAACUGUAGUGCUGGUCCUUUUAACCACCCAGCUGGAACUGGAAUUAGGCAAAGCCUACACUUUGCAGUGGAGCUAAAAGCCUGCCACCAUCGCGGGUGGCAAAGCUGAGCCAGAAUUCCUCACGUUCGCGAAUUUUUCCCUUCUCCUCCCUCAAAAUACUUUGCACUAUUAAAAUUUAUUAGUUAUAA